Messenger RNA from Toxorhynchites rutilus septentrionalis, 1335 nucleotides. RefSeq lists its product as uncharacterized. The transcript has a single exon. Gene Ontology annotation, molecular function: zinc ion binding; nucleic acid binding. Bases 1 to 1335 code for a protein of 444 amino acids. NCBI's taxonomy places the organism in Eukaryota, Metazoa, Arthropoda, Insecta, Diptera, Culicidae. The record is from RefSeq and is a predicted model, not a curated record.
AUGCCAGAUAAAAAGGUGGAAAAACGACUGGCUGAUUUGGGAGUUAUGAAGAAAGGCAUAUUAGUCCAUCGUGAUGGUGUGGAGAAAUUUGUGAACGACUUUCAAGAAGCGCGUGAUUCAUGUCAGGUACCGGUUCGGAUCGAAUCUCUGGAUCGAGUAUAUUAUGAAUUUUUGGAAGUGCAAAGUGAAAUUGAACAAUUGGACGAUGAAGAGCAGUUAAAUAGACACCUGUCGGAACGAGCGGACUUCGAAGCGCGUUAUUGCACGGUGAAGGGAUUCUUGCUGUCCAAGCGAUCCGCAGAUGCCAAUCAAGCGGCCCAGAAUGCAUCGUUCCAUCAUCCACCAGCAAACCAAGGUACAUUUCACCUUAGGCUUCCGCAAAUAGAUCUUCCCAAGUUCAAUGGGGAUUUCUCAAAGUGGUUGUCGUUUCGAGACACCUACACAUCGAUGGUGCACUCGAACGCCGACAUUCCUAACGUGGCGAAACUCCAAUAUCUCAUCCAGUUACUAGAGGGCGAGGCACGCAAGCCGUUCGAGAGCGUGGAUAUCGAGGCCGAUAAUUACGGUGCCGUUUGGGACGCCCUGCUAAGGUAUGACAACCGCAGAUUUUUGAAAAAGCAGCUCUUCCGUAGUAUCUACGACUUCUCAUCGCUCAAGAGAGAAUCCGCCAACGAGUUACAUGAGCUCGUGGACGAGUUCCAGCGCCACGUGAAGGCCCUUGCCAAGUUAGGUGAACCCGUCGAGCAUUGGGACACACCUCUUGUAAACAUCCUGUCCUACAAGCUCGAUCCAGCUACUCUUCGCGCGUGGGAGGAAAAGACAAGCCAGCAAGAUGACGUCAAGUACAACGACCUUGUUGAGUUUCUGUACCAGCGGGUACAAAUUCUGGAAUCUGUGGCAACCGAUCUACUACAACGUUCCCAACCGGUUCAAACAAAGGUGGCCGGCAACGUUGUUCCUCCGAAGAAGUACACCCAAUCCAAGGUCGCUGCCAACGCUGCUGCAUCCGAUAGUAGAUCCAACCUUCCUUCGUGUUACGCUUGUUCCGGUAAACAUUUCCUCUUCCAAUGUCAAGUUUUCGCCAAAAUGCCCGUCAGCCAACGAAGAGAGCUGGUAUCCCAACGGAAGAUUUGCUGGAACUGCUUCCGAAGUGGCCACCAAGCAAGACACUGUUCCUCGAAGUUUACCUGCCGAAUCUGUCGAGAUCGGCAUCAUACGCUGCUACACGAUCCAUCCCAGUCUAGUAAGAGCUCAUGUACUCCUGCCAUAGCAUCGAAUCUUACCGAAACGGCACAAGAAACGGCACAGGGUCGUCUACCUCCUACCAACAAGUAA